Meyerozyma guilliermondii ATCC 6260 is the source of this 729-nucleotide messenger RNA. RefSeq names its product protein-lysine N-methyltransferase. NCBI's taxonomy places the organism in Eukaryota, Fungi, Ascomycota, Pichiomycetes, Serinales, Debaryomycetaceae. The transcript has a single exon. The record is from RefSeq and is a predicted model, not a curated record. The coding region runs from base 1 to 729 and encodes 242 amino acids. Gene Ontology annotation, molecular function: protein-lysine N-methyltransferase activity.
AUGGGUUCUGACGAUGAACCGUUGACCUUGUCUGCUCUGACAUUAGCAGCCUUACAGGAGUUCAAAAAGGAAGAGGAAGAGAACGUGAAAAAAUUCAUUGAGUUGAAGAAGAGGGCAGAAGAUGAGGAUCAGGAGCGGAAGAUGACCAUUCACGACUUUAAGGAGGACUGGCAGCUUUCUCAGUUUUGGUACAAUGAUUCAACAGCAGAGAUCUUGGGGAAAGCUAUCUUACAAGAUGCGGAUGAAAAUACAGUCAUUGCGAUUGCAUCUGCUCCUUCAGUGUACGCUGCUAUUCAAAAACUUCCCAAGAGUGAAGUACCUACAGAGCACAUUUACUGUCUUGAGUUCGACCGUCGGUUUGAAGUUCUUGCUGGGAAAAACUUUGUUUAUUACGAUUACAAUGAGCCCCAUAAUCUACCAGCUCAAGUUUUGCACAAAUGUCAUCGAAUCUUAAUUGAUCCCCCUUUUCUCGAAGAGGAAUGUCAAAACAAAUCGGCAAUUGCAGCGAGAAACAUGCUCGUAGAAGAUCUUUCACAAAAGACAAUAUCGGGGGCUCUUCAGUACCGAUUAAUAACCUCGACUGGUGAACGCAUGGGUCCUGUAGUCAAAACGAAUUAUCCGGAUACAGAGAUCACAGAUUUUUUUCCGGAACACAAGAAUGGCUUAAGCAAUGAAUUCAGGUGCUAUGCUACAUUUGAAAGUGACUAUUGGAAGUUUAUAAAAUCAUAA